Messenger RNA from Microthlaspi erraticum, 294 nucleotides. The record is from the annotation of a GenBank genome assembly. NCBI's taxonomy places the organism in Eukaryota, Viridiplantae, Streptophyta, Magnoliopsida, Brassicales, Brassicaceae.
AUGGGUGGAUUUUCAAACGAAUUGAAGAAGCUUUCAGAGAGAUUUCGAGAGAUUACCUUAGUAGUCAACGAAACGGUCAGAGAAGAAAGACUUGCGGAAAUUCAAAUCCAGCAUAACUCAACGAACAAGCAAAAGACCCAAAACUACUUUGAAUUCUUCUUCUUCUUCCGAUCCGCUGGAGGAGAAAUGGAGAAGCUUAGACUUAAAACCUCAAUCGUUGGGUCGUCAGGUUUGCUAUUUGAAGAGGCAGGAAUAGCUCGGUACACGAGAUUUGUGAUCUCAGUGAGCUGUUAG